UAAUAAAGACAGUGUCAACCUAAGUUGUUCCAAGUAAUAUCUUCAUAAAUCGCAAUCCUACCUCCGACUUCGCUAUUUUGCAAGCUAAACCAACGGUGAAAUGGCAUCGACUGAUCUUCCCACCACAAAGAGUUCACUCCUCGCGAUCCCCUUGGAGAUACGCCGACACAUAUACGGGUUUUGUAUACCACAGAACCUAACAUUUGAUUGUUCCGAUGACAUGUACUACCAGAACCGGCCCGUCGGCUGGAUCGAACCACUGCGGCACGUCAACGAGAGCUAUGACAGAUAUGCUAGCGACGACGAGAACUUCUUCGAUGGGAUCGAGUAUCUCCACAGCAAUUGGAAAGGCAAGGGGAAACUAUCGCCCCUGGAAGAGAUAGAAGAGAUCUGUACCGAGGACUCUCUAGUAGGGAAAGGCAGCUCUGAUGAUCGAAGCAUAGAAGAUGACCUCGGGCUUUAUGGGCUUGAAAGCCUGCAGUUCCCUCCCUCAUCAUCGCAUAUGAGCUCGCUACCCGCUCUUCUUCUGCUCUGUCGCCAGAUAAAUGAAGAGGUUGAAACAAUGUUGUAUGAGGGGAACACAUUCACCGUCGACAUUCAUUGCCAAAGCCAAUACUAUCUCGAGAGGCAAUUCACGAAGAGGAAUCGAGAGAGAAUGCGGAAUAUUAUCUUGGUCAUACGGCCGAUAGGUGUCCCCUACCAGCCUGAAUCUCUCAUGGAUCCCGACAUAUGGGACACCGUCCUCGGUAACCUCAUCUCCCUCGGCGUCGUCAUUGAACAGCCCGAACCGCCCCUUCUGGAGUGGCUCGAGGACAGCGAAAAAGAAACCACGGGAAACUUCCUGACUUUCCUUCGUGACAGGAAGAGAGAGGCAGUGGGCCAGUGGAUGACUUGGCUCCUGCCUAUCUUCGAGUACCUUGUCCGGGCCGUACCAAAGCAGACCGAGAUCGUCGUGGACGUCACUGAGGAGGAAGAUACGGUGCAAGCUUUGGAUUUCUUCCAGAAAGGCCCUUUCCGGUUCCAGAGAUUACCUGGUGCAGACUCCGUCUCUAACAAGGUAGAGUUUGCAUGGGAGUCGGGAUCUAGGGAAUCGUUUUACCAGGAUGUUAUUGAUGAAGGCCCGACUAGUUGCAAGGACAUCAUCAACGACAGCGACUAUGAAUAUUACUAUUCUGAUUAGGACUAAAGUGGCUUAAGACAUACUGAGAGAAUAGGGUAGUCAGUUAUUGGGGUCUUGUUCAGCACUUUUGCUGAUGACAAAAUCGGAUGUCUCGAUAGAAUGUUAAUCUAAAAUGCAUGAUAUUUUUUGUAUACCAUCUUACUAAUGGAUAACCUUGACAGGUAGGCAAACAGCGUGACCAUCUAAACUAUGC
This is a messenger RNA of Xylaria bambusicola, 1373 nucleotides long. RefSeq lists its product as uncharacterized. Lineage: Eukaryota; Fungi; Ascomycota; Sordariomycetes; Xylariales; Xylariaceae. The transcript is spliced from 2 exons. The record is from RefSeq and is a predicted model, not a curated record. The coding region runs from base 101 to 1180 and encodes 359 amino acids.